UCGUAGCCAAAGAUGAGCCAAAGAAUCCUUGCCAACCAUCUCCUUGUGGACCGAAUAGCCAAUGCCGUGAAAUUAAUAAGCAAGCGGUGUGUUCCUGCUUGCCGGAUUACAUCGGCAAUCCGCCAAACUGCAGACCGGAAUGUACGGUGAGCUCUGAAUGUGCUCAGAACAAAGCGUGCAUCAAUCAGAAAUGUACCGAUCCCUGCCCUGGAACUUGCGGCCUGAACACUCAGUGUAACGUAGUGAACCACAGCCCCAUCUGUAGUUGUCUGUCGGGUCAUACAGGCGAUCCAUUCACUAGGUGUUACCCAAUUCCGCCUCCCACACCAACUAUAAUUGAAGAAGUUAACCCAUGCAUACCAUCACCUUGUGGUCCUAACGCAGAGUGUCAGAAUGUACAGGGAUCCCCCAUAUGCAGAUGUUUGCCUACAUUCAUUGGAAAUCCACCCAACUGUAGACCCGAAUGCGUUAUCAAUCAAGAAUGCUCUAGUAACUUAGCCUGCAUUAGACAAAAAUGUUCAGACCCAUGUCCAGGCUCUUGUGGAUUCGGCGCUCAAUGUUCUGUAAUAAAUCACACACCGAUUUGUAGUUGUCCAGACGGAUACACCGGUGAUCCGUUUGUUAAUUGUGUCCUUAAACCUCCCGAGGCUCCAAAACCAGUGGAAACUGAUCCAUGUAAUCCAUCUCCAUGCGGAUCCAAUGCUCAAUGUGCCAAUGGAAUAUGUACAUGUUUGCCUGAAUAUCAGGGUGAUCCUUACAGAGGAUGUAGGCCAGAAUGUGUCUUAAAUAGUGACUGUCCACGGGACAGAGCCUGUAUCAGAAAUAAGUGUGUUGACCCUUGUCCUGGAACCUGUGGAACUAAUACUGUAUGCUCUGUAAUAAACCAUAUUCCUAUGUGUUCAUGCAUUGACGGAUAUACAGGAAAUGCCUUUGUGAUUUGUUCACGGAUUCCACCCGAAGCACCUAAAAACCCAUGUAAUCCAUCACCAUGUGGACCAAAUACUCAAUGUCGUGAGAUAAAUGGACAAGCUGUUUGUUCUUGUGUACCAAACUUCAUCGGAUCACCACCUACAUGUAGACCCGAAUGCGUAACUAGUUCCGAAUGUCCCCUAAAUCAAGCCUGUAUUAAUCAAAAGUGUAUUGAUCCAUGUCCAGGCACUUGCGGCAUAAACGCCCUAUGUCAAGUGAUUAAUCAUAAUCCGAUAUGCACUUGUUCCAACGGAUUCACUGGCGAUCCGUUCAUUAGAUGCACGCAAAUUCAACAAGUACCAGUCGAAUACAAGAAUCCUUGUAAUCCUUCUCCGUGUGGUCCAAACGCGCAGUGUAGAGAAAUAAACGGAUCUCCAUCGUGUUCUUGUUUGGAAAAUUAUAUUGGACAGCCGCCCAAUUGCAAACCAGAGUGUGUCAGCAAUAGUGAAUGCCCCAAUCAUUUGGCGUGUAUAAAUCAAAAAUGCAAAGACCCGUGUCCAGGGACUUGCGGACAAAACACCGAAUGUCGAGUUAUUAGUCAUACCCCUAAUUGUGUAUGUUUACCUGGAUUUACUGGAGAUCCAUUUACUAUCUGCUCUUUAGAAGUGAAACCUAUACCUGUUGAAAGGCCCACACCCUGCUUACCUUCUCCAUGUGGAGCAAAUGCUAUUUGUAGAGAACAAAAUGGUGCCGGAACUUGCUCGUGCUUACCUGAAUUUAUCGGAAAUGCCUAUGAAAGUUGUAGACCAGAAUGCACUAUUAAUUCCGAUUGUCCAUCCAAUAAAGCUUGCUUAAGAAAUAAAUGCGUAGACCCUUGUCCAGGCACUUGUGGACAGAAUGCAGAAUGUCAAGUCGUUAAUCAUUUACCAUCUUGUACAUGUCUACCGAGAUUCACUGGUGAUCCAUUCCGAUUCUGUCAUUUAAUACCCCCUGAAGUAACUAAAGAUGAAGGUACUCCUUGUCAACCAUCACCUUGUGGACCUAAUAGUCAAUGUCGCGAAGUAAACGGUCAAGCAGUGUGUUCUUGUUUGCCUAAUUAUAUCGGUAGUCCCCCUGGUUGCAGACCUGAGUGUACUGUGAGCACAGAAUGUCCCAGUACAAAAGCAUGUAUUAAUCAAAAAUGUACUGAUCCUUGUCCUGGAACGUGUGGAUUAAACGCAAACUGUCAAGUAGUAAACCAUAGCCCUAUAUGUAGUUGCACGAAUGGAUUUACGGGUGAUCCGUUUACGAGAUGUUAUGCCAUACCACCUCCAGAACCAGCAAAACCGAUUUAUGACCAAAAUCCUUGUUUGCCUUCACCGUGUGGACCAAAUAGUCAAUGUCGCGAUAUCGGUGGAAAUCCGUCAUGUUCCUGCUUACCAACAUACAUAGGAAGCCCACCCAAGUGUCGUCCAGAGUGUACUAUUAAUUCUGAAUGCUCCAGUAACUUGGCUUGUAUACAACAGAAGUGCAGAGAUCCAUGUCCAGGUUCAUGUGGCACUAAUGCCCAGUGCUCUGUAAUUAAUCACACACCAAUAUGCACCUGUAUUGAGGGAUAUAUUGGUGAUCCGUUUACUUUAUGUUCUCCUAAACCACCUGCAUUACCAGAACCAGUAGAAACUGAUCCGUGCAAUCCUUCACCUUGUGGUGUUAAUACUCGGUGCAAUGAUGGGGUUUGUACAUGCCUUCCAGAAUAUCAAGGAGAUCCGUAUCGUGGAUGCAGACCUGAAUGUGUACUUAACGCUGAUUGUCCAAAAGAUCGAACAUGCAUUAGAAAUAAAUGUCAAGAUCCUUGCCCUGGUACAUGUGGUACUAAUGCUGAAUGCGCAGUUAUUAAUCAUAUUCCAAUUUGUUCCUGCUUGACAGGAUACACAGGAAAUGCUUUCGUUAUUUGUUCCAAGAUUCCAGUUGAGAUUCCUAAAAAUCCAUGCCAACCUUCGCCAUGUGGUCCCAAUAGCCAAUGUCGUGAAAUUAAUGGCCAAGCGGUAUGCUCGUGUGUACCAGGUUUUAUCGGAAGUCCACCAACCUGCCGGCCGGAAUGCGUUACUAGUUCCGAAUGUGCUCUAAAUAAAGCGUGUCUUAAUCAAAAAUGCAUUGAUCCUUGCCCAGGCACAUGUGGUUUAAAUGCACAAUGCCAAGUUGUUAAUCAUAAUCCUAUUUGCAGUUGUCUACCAGGUCAAACAGGCGAUCCCUUUACUAGAUGUUUACCAAUAAGAGAAGAACCUGUAGUAGCGACCAAUCCUUGUCAACCAAAUCCUUGUGGCCCGAAUGCUCAAUGUAAAGCUAUCGGAGACUCGCCAUCUUGUUCUUGUCUUUUAGAUUUUAUCGGUACCCCACCAAACUGUCGUCCGGAAUGUGUCAGCAAUAGUGAAUGCGCCUCUCAUCUUGCCUGUAUUAAUCAAAAGUGUAAAGAUCCUUGCCCAGGCAAUUGCGGACAAAAUGCAGAAUGCCGAGUAGUAAGUCACACACCAAACUGCGUAUGUCUUCCAGGAUUUAUAGGCAAUCCAUUUGUCAAUUGUAUUCAAAAACAACAAGACGUCGUUGUUGAAAGACCCACACCAUGCAUACCUUCACCUUGCGGUGCUAACGCAUUGUGUAGAGAACAAAAUGGAGCAGGUGCCUGUCAAUGUAUCGAUGAUUAUAUAGGAAAUCCCUACGAAGGAUGUAGACCUGAGUGUACACUUAACUCCGAUUGUCCAUCAAAUAAAGCUUGUAUUAAUAACAAAUGUAAAGACCCUUGUCCAGGAUCGUGCGGUGCCAAUGCACAGUGUCAAGUAAUUAAUCAUUUACCAUCUUGUACUUGCAUUGUAGGAUAUACAGGCGAUCCUUUCCGAUACUGUACUAUAGUCAUUGAAGAACCUGUAAUACCAGCAACUCUUAACCCAUGCCAACCAAAUCCAUGUGGACCCAACAGUCAAUGUCGUGAAAUAAAUGGACAAGCCGUAUGCUCCUGUCUCCCAGAAUACAUUGGAAGUCCCCCAGGCUGUAGACCAGAAUGCGUUGUGAGCUCUGAAUGUUUAUCAGAUAAGGCUUGUGUAAAUAAGAAAUGUAUUGAUCCAUGCCCGGGUACCUGCGGUUUAAACGCGAAUUGUCAGGUCAUAAAUCAUAGUCCAAUUUGCAGUUGCAAAAAUGGAUUUACCGGUGAUCCAUUCACUCGUUGUUACAAUGUACCAGAACUUCCACCUGAACCUGAAAGGCCAACAAUCAAAAAUCCUUGCGUACCAUCACCUUGCGGACCCAAUUCACAAUGUCAAGAUAUCGGCGGUCUACCAUCUUGUUCCUGUUUGAGAAAUUAUAUUGGGGCACCACCAAAUUGCAAACCGGAAUGUACAAUAAAUUCCGAAUGCCCAAGUAACCAAGCUUGCAUACAGCAAAAAUGUACGGAUCCAUGCCCUGGCUUAUGUGGCACUGGAGCUCAAUGUUCCACUUUUAAUCACAUUCCAAUAUGUACAUGCUUAGAAGGCUAUAUUGGUGAUCCGUUUACUGUAUGUAAUGUAAAGCCUGCCGAAGCACCCAUAGAACAAAAAGAUCCUUGUAAUCCCUCACCAUGUGGCUCAAAUGCUCAAUGUGAUAAUGGAGUUUGUACUUGUAUCAUCGAAUACCAAGGCGAUCCUUACAUUGGUUGUAGACCAGAAUGCCUUCUUAACAACGAAUGUCCAAAAAAUAAAGCUUGCAUCAGAAAUAAAUGUGUUGACCCUUGCCCAGGAGUUUGCGGCCAAAAUGCUGAAUGCAAUGUUAUUAACCAUAUUCCUAGUUGUACUUGUAUUAGCGGAUAUCAAGGAAACGCUUUUAUUAGUUGCAAUCUGAUACCACAGGAAGUCCCUAAAAAUCCUUGCAAUCCUUCGCCUUGUGGGCCUAAUAGCCAAUGUAGAGAAGUUAAUGGGCAAGCAGUGUGCUCCUGUGUUCCAGGAUAUAUUGGAAGUCCGCCAACAUGUAGGCCCGAGUGUGUUAUCUCUAACGAGUGUCCUUUGAAUAAAGCAUGCGUUAACCAAAAAUGUAUUGAUCCUUGUCCAGGAACGUGUGGGAUUAAUACAUUAUGUCAAGUUGUGAAUCACAAUCCAAUUUGUAGUUGCGUAUCAAAAUACACAGGAGAUCCAUUUACUAGAUGUAUUCCAAUCGUGGAGGAACCUAUUGUCUCAGUGGAUCCUUGUAAUCCAUCACCUUGCGGUCCUAAUGCUAUUUGUAAGGAUAUAGGUGGUUCACCAUCAUGUUCUUGUUUACCUGAAUAUAUUGGAUCUCCACCAAACUGUCGUCCAGAAUGCGUUAGUAACAGCGACUGUGCAGCUAACUUGGCUUGUAUAAACCAAAAAUGUAAAGAUCCAUGUCCUGGAAUCUGUGGUCAGAAUGCAGAAUGCAAGGUUGUUAGUCACACACCAAAUUGUGUUUGCAUCCCUGGUUACGUAGGAAAUCCCUUUAUACAGUGUAAUAUUAUAGAAGUUCCACCGAGAGAGCAAAUUAAUCCUUGUUACCCCUCACCCUGUGGUUCAAACGCUAUAUGUAGGGAAUCGAACAAGGCUGGUUCUUGUAGUUGCAUUGAAGGGUAUCUGGGUAAUCCUUACGAAGGGUGUAGACCUGAGUGUGUUUUAAAUUCUGAUUGUCCGUCAAAUAAAGCUUGUGUGCGUAAUCAUUGUGAAGACCCUUGCCCCGGAACCUGUGGUCAAAACGCGGAAUGUCAAGUUAUCAACCACUUACCAUCUUGUACCUGCUUUACUGGUUAUACUGGUGAUCCAUUCCGUUACUGCAAUGUAAUUACACAAGAACUUCCACAAGAACCAAUAAAUCCAUGCACACCAAAUCCAUGCGGGCCUAAUAGCCAAUGUCGGGAAGCUAACAAUCAAGCAGUGUGUUCUUGCUUACCUAAUUACAUUGGUAGUCCCCCUAGUUGUAGACCGGAAUGCACCGUCAGCUCUGAGUGUGCUCAAAACAAAGCAUGCAUAAAUCAAAAAUGUGUAGAUCCAUGUCCGGGAACUUGUGGUAUUAAUGCUCAGUGCAACGUUAUAAAUCAUAGCCCGAUAUGCUCUUGUAACGUUGGGCACACAGGUGAUCCAUUCACGAGAUGUUAUCCAAUACCACCUCCUCCUAAAGAACAACCGGAACCUGUUAUUACAAACCCAUGUGUACCAUCUCCUUGUGGUCCACAUUCAAUAUGUCAAAAUAUUAAUGGCGCUCCUUCAUGCUCUUGUAUUAGCAACUACAUAGGAAGUCCACCAAAUUGUAGACCAGAAUGUACAAUUAAUUCAGAAUGCGUCAGUCGUCUGGCAUGUAUUAACGAGAAAUGUAGAGAUCCAUGCCCUGGAUCUUGUGGACUUGGUGCCCAAUGUUCUGUUAUAAAUCACACCCCUAUUUGUAUCUGUCCUGAAGGAUAUACCGGAGAUCCGUUCACUAGUUGUAUAUUAAAGCCUGUACUACCAGCACCUGUUGAGGAAGAUCGUUGCAACCCAUCACCUUGCGGAUCAAAUGCAAUUUGUAAUGAAGGAAUUUGCACUUGCUUACCUGAAUAUCAAGGUAACCCCUACAUCGGUUGUCGACCGGAAUGUGUGCUUAACACAGAUUGUUCCCGAGAUAAAGCAUGUAUUAACCAAAAAUGCCGUGAUCCGUGCCCUGGUACCUGUGGUCAGAAUGCCGAAUGCUCUGUAAUUAAUCAUAUUCCAAAUUGUAACUGUAUACAAGGUUAUAUUGGGGAUCCAUUUGUAUUGUGUUCCAAAAUACCUCCAGAAAUACCAAAGAAUCCUUGCAAUCCGUCACCAUGUGGUCCAAAUAGUCAAUGCCGAGAGAUAAACGGCCAAGCAGUUUGCUCUUGUGUUCCUGGAUAUAUAGGAAGCCCUCCAACUUGCAGACCGGAAUGCGUUACUUCUACAGAUUGUCCAUUAAACCAAGCUUGUUUAAAUCAAGUAUGCAUAGAUCCAUGCCCAGGAACGUGUGGCUUAAACGCCUUAUGUCAAGUGAUCAAUCAUAAUCCGGUGUGUAGUUGUCAAUCUAGAUAUACCGGAGAUCCCUUCACUAGGUGUUUGCCUAUAAGAGAAGAACCGGUCGUAACAACAAAUCCUUGCGUUCCAUCACCGUGUGGUCCAAAUUCGGAAUGUAGAGAGAUCAAUGGAUCUCCGUCGUGUUCUUGUUUGUCAGAGUUCAUAGGAUCUCCACCCAAUUGUCGUCCAGAAUGUAUUGGCAACAGCGAAUGUGCAAAUCAUUUAGCAUGUAUUAACAACAAAUGUAAAGACCCGUGUCCAGGAACGUGCGGACAAAACGCCGAAUGCCGCGUAGUUAGUCACACCCCGAACUGUUACUGCUUACCUAAUUAUUACGGAAAUCCAUUCCAGUCUUGUGCAAUUGCCGAAGUUCCAGCUAAACCGGAAAUAACCAAUCCAUGCAUCCCAACACCAUGUGGUAUUAAUGCUAUUUGCAAGGAACAAAGAGGCGCAGGUUCAUGCGUUUGUAUACCAGAAUUUAUAGGCAAUCCUUAUGAAGGUUGCCGACCUGAAUGUUCAUUAAAUUCAGACUGUCCCUCAAACAAAGCUUGCAUUAACAAUAAAUGCAAAGAUCCUUGCCCAGGAACUUGCGGUCUUAACUCACAAUGUCAAGUUAUUAAUCACUUACCGUCGUGUACUUGCAUAUUUGGAUAUACCGGGGAUCCAUUCAGAAAUUGUUAUCUUAUACCAAAGGAAGAACCUGUUGUUGUACCUAGCAAUCCUUGUCAGCCAUCACCUUGCGGUCCUAACAGUCAAUGUCGCGAAAUAAACAGUCAAGCUGUCUGUUCUUGCCUCCCAGAAUAUACAGGAACCCCACCUAACUGUAGACCUGAGUGUACAGUUAGCUCGGAAUGUCCGCAAAAUAAAGCAUGUAUAAACCAGAAAUGCGCUGACCCCUGUCCUGGUACUUGUGGCUUGAGCACUCAAUGCACAGUUAUUAAUCAUAGUCCAAUAUGUAGUUGUCUCGCUGGAUACACCGGUGAUCCAUUUACUAGAUGUUAUACAUUGCCACCACCACCACCUAGCCCUCCAACCACAAUUGUGGAGACCAACCCCUGCGUACCAUCACCUUGCGGUCCAAAUAGUCAAUGCAGGAAUGUAGGAGGCAAUCCAAGUUGUUCCUGUUUAGUUAGCUACAUAGGGGCACCACCUAAAUGCCGACCAGAAUGUGUGGUCAAUUCGGAGUGUCCCAGUAAUACGGCUUGUAUAAAUAAGAAAUGUAUAGAUCCAUGUCCAGGAUCGUGUGGUAUCGGUGCAUCUUGUCGUGUCAUAAAUCAUAGUCCAACAUGCACGUGCCCUACAGGUUAUAUUGGAGAUGCUUUUAUUGCGUGCACACCUAAACCACUACCACCAACACCCGUAUAUCAAGAUUUAUGCUCUCCUAAUCCUUGCGGAGCUAAUGCUCGCUGCAAUAAUGGGACAUGCGCUUGCUAUCCUGAAUAUCACGGAGAUCCGUACAGAGAAUGUAAACCUGAAUGCGUUAUAAAUAGCGACUGCCCGCGAUCCAAAGCUUGCAUAAAUCAAAAAUGUGGUGAUCCAUGUCCAGGACUAUGUGGACAGAACGCCGAAUGUUCAGUAUUUAACCACCUUCCUAUUUGUACCUGUUUAUCUGGCUAUACCGGGGAUGCUUUUAUAAUUUGCAACAAAAUUUCCACACCCCCACCACCUUCGGACCCAUGCAACCCAUCACCCUGUGGCCCGAACAGCCAGUGUCGAAACAUCAACAGUCAAGCUGUUUGCUCUUGCUUGCCCAGUUAUCUUGGCACCCCGCCAAGUUGUAGACCCGAAUGUAUAUCUAGUACCGAUUGUACCCCUAGUAAAGCUUGCGUCAAUCAAAAAUGCAUCGAUCCGUGUCCAGGCACUUGCGGAAUAAAUGCCGUAUGCCAAGUUGUAAACCACAAUCCAAUUUGUAGUUGCCCUCCCCGAUUUUCGGGUGAUCCAUUCCUAAGAUGCAGCAUAGUAGUUGUAGAGGAACGCCAGCCUACACCACAAUCACCACCGAACCCUUGCAUACCGUCACCCUGUGGAGCGAAUGCUCAAUGUGAAACGACAGCAUUGGGAACUGCUCGCUGUUCUUGUUUACCAAACUUCUUCGGCGCGCCUCCAAACUGUCGCCCUGAAUGCGUUACAAAUAGCGAAUGCACCAAAAACUUGGCCUGUAUUAAUCAGAAAUGCGCUGAUCCUUGUCCCGGCUCCUGCGGGUUGAAUGCUCGUUGUCUGGUAGUCAACCACGUACCAAAUUGUAUGUGUAUUGACAAUUACGUAGGCGAUCCGUUUACAGUUUGUACAGUAAAACCUGCGCCACCACCGACUCCCGUACCAUCAAACCCAUGCAUUCCGUCGCCGUGUGGAACAAACGCCAUCUGCAGAACAGAAUAUUCCCACGACAGCGCCAUCUGCGAGUGUCUGCCAGAGUACUACGGCAAUCCGUACCAAGCUUGUAGACCAGAGUGUUUGAUCAAUGCGGACUGUCCGAGCAACAGGGCUUGCAUCAGAAACAAAUGUCAAGAUCCUUGUCCCGGUACUUGCGGUAUCAAUGCCCUAUGCACCGUUACCAAUCACAUUCCAAUUUGUACUUGCAACGAUGGAUACAGCGGAGAUGCAUUUAGGAUCUGUGAAAUUAUACGAUCUGAACCACCGAAAGAUCCAUGCAAUCCAUCACCUUGUGGAAUCAACACGGCAUGCCGCAUAUCAGGAGGAAACGCCAUCUGCGAGUGUCUCCCAGGAUUUUUCGGAAACGCCAAUUCUGGCGGAUGUAGACCCGAGUGCACAGUCAGCUCCGAUUGUCCGAGAGACAAAGCUUGCAUCAACACACGCUGCGCCGAUCCAUGUCCAGGCGUUUGCGGAUACCAAGCUGUAUGUAACGUCAUCAAUCAUAGUCCGGUGUGCAGUUGCCCUCAACCCCUGGUUGGAGACCCGUUCACUCUAUGCACCGAACCUGUAAAAGUUGAAGCAGAUCCUUGUAAUCCAUCUCCAUGUCGAGCUAACGGCCAAUGCCGAGUAGUCAACGAGGCGGCUGUUUGUAUAUAUCCUGAAUGUGUAAUCAAUCCAGAUUGUCCAAGAGACAAAGCUUGUUAUGCGCAAAAAUGCCAAGAUCCUUGCAGAGAUGCAUGCGGUCUUAACGCUCUAUGCCAAGUUGUAAAUCAUCAACCGGUUUGUUCGUGUCCUCCUGGAUACAUUGGAUCUCCGGAAGUCCAAUGCAAAUAUCAACCACCAGAACGUCCAGUAGAAAGAGUAGAAUGUAUACAAGAUACUGAUUGCACAAAUGAUAAGGCCUGUAUCAACACUCGCUGCGUAAAUCCGUGUCAAGCGGGUAUCUGUGGCCAGAAUGCAGAAUGCCGAGCGCAACUUCAUCGCGCAGUAUGUAUAUGUAGAGACGGAUUCACUGGAAACGCUCAACACGCUUGCGUCGAAAUUGGCUGCCGAGCUGAUUCCGAUUGUCCUCCAAUUCAAGCCUGUGUUAAUAGAGAAUGCGUCAAUCCAUGUUCGUACACUUCCUGCGGCGUUAAUGCUAUUUGUCAUCCCGAUGGCAAUCACAAAGCUCGUUGCUACUGCCCCACUAAUUUCCGUGGAAAUCCUUUAAUAAAAUGCGACCAGCCAGAAUGCACUAGAGAUGAAGAUUGUUCUUAUAAUUAUGCUUGCCGUAAUGAACGAUGUGAGAAAGCAUGUAAUUGCGGGCAAAAUGCCAUAUGUAAUGUUAUCAAUCAUGUUGGUCAAUGCUCAUGUCCACCUGGAUAUAUAGGCAACCCAUUGGUGUCGUGUAAAAUUGAAGCACGAAAACCGGAACCACAAUGCAGAAUGGACUCCGAUUGCCCCAGCAAGUUAGCCUGUUUCAGCGGGCUAUGUAAAAAUCCAUGUUUCGAAACUAAACCUUGCGGUAAAAAUACUGAAUGUGUCGUCGUGGAUAGUCUACCUCUAAGAACAAUGUCUUGCAUUUGCCUUAAAGGAUAUAUUGGUGAUGCAGAUACAGAAUGUAAAUUAGCUCCACAAGAAGAGCCAGGUUGUAAAUCCAACAACGACUGUUCGUCUGUCGAGACGUGCAUCAACCGGCAAUGCAUUAACCCAUGCACAAUAGGUCAUCAAUGUGCGCCAACAGCUAAAUGCGAAGCCAGAAACCACAAAGCAAUUUGUACGUGUCCACAACCUCUAAUAGGAGAUCCGUUUAUACGCUGUUACGAACAACCACGCCAACCGCCCAAACCUGAAUGUGUCUUCGACAGCGAAUGCUCUCUUGAUAAAUCCUGUAUCAACCAACGUUGUCAGAAUCCAUGUGCAUUAUCAAAUCCUUGCGGAACAAAUGCCGAAUGCGAGACCAGAAUCCAUCGACCAACAUGUGUCUGUCCAUUCGAUUGGGUUGGAAAUCCUCAAGUAUUAUGUUAUAAACCUGAAUGCAAAGCAGACAGUGACUGUCCUAAUGACAAAUCUUGCAUCAACGAAAAUUGUAUAAACCCAUGUACAACUACAUCCUGUGGUCGAGGUGCCGAAUGUAUUGCGCAAACUCACCGCGCUCAGUGUCAAUGUCCUUUGGGUACACAAGGAGAUCCAUUUGUUUCAUGUAUUACUGGACAAUGUCAGUAUAACGAGGACUGCGCUGACCACGAAGCAUGUGAUCGACUAAAUAGAGUAUGCAGACCAGUAUGCGACGAAGAAACUUGUGCCUCUACAGCACAAUGUAUAGGACGUAACCAUCAACCCGAAUGUCAGUGCCCAAUAGGAACUGUCGGAAAUCCAUUUGUUGAAUGUAAACUGCUUGCUAAACCCGAAUGUACUAUAGAUGCAGAUUGUCCUUCGCAACUUGCCUGUAUCAAUCAAUUAUGUCAGAAUCCAUGUCAUCAAAGUAAUGUUUGUUCUUUGGAGCAAGAAUGUCGAGUAGUCGACACAGUUCCCUUGCGUACCAUAAUGUGUGUAUGUCCACCUGACCAAAUGGUUGAUAGUUCAGGCAAUUGCAAACCAAUUUUACGCGAACAACCACAAUGCCAAGCAGAUACCGAUUGUUCCGACCCAGAUAAAUGCUAUAGAGGUACAUGCGUUAAUGCAUGCAGAUUAGACAAUUGUGGUGUUAAUGCAAUAUGCAGAGCAUCUAACCAUGUAACGCAAUGUUCUUGUGCACCAGGAUAUACCGGAAAUCCUCGACUCGAAUGUACAAAUAUUCCAAAGGCUCGGCCGGAAUUCCAGCCAGAGUGUGAGAGCGAUGGAGACUGUUCAAACGAUUUAGCGUGCAGGAACAACAUUUGUGUGAAUCCAUGUAGAGUAGAUCAACCUUGCGCCAAUAACGCAUUCUGUUCAGUAAAUAGACAUAAACCUGUAUGUAAAUGUCCUGAAGGAUACCAAGGAAGACCCGAGAUUGAAUGUAUAGCACCAACAACAUUGGCUCUCGGUUGUACAACUAAUUCAGAUUGUCCAUUAAGCGAGUCCUGCAUAAACAAAGUGUGCAUUAGCCCAUGUAACUGUGGACCAAAUGCUGAUUGCCGCGUUGUAAACCAUUAUGCUACCUGUUUCUGUCAACCAGGUUACUCUGGUAACCCUCAAACCGGAUGUGUGAAACUGGGAUGUACAUCAGAUAAUGAAUGCAGCGACGACCAACAGUGCUUCAACAGUCAGUGCAUUAAUCCAUGCAUUUUACAAGAUCCCUGUGCCAGAAAUGCCGAAUGUUUCGGAAGAAAUCAUAAGGCAACAUGUAAAUGUCCAUCUGGUUACGAAGGCGAUCCUUUCAUUCAGUGUGAGAGAUUAGAGUGCUACUCUCAUCAAGACUGCCCUAGUACUCGAGCUUGCUUAGAACAUCGAUGUGUUGAAGUUUGUUCAGCCGUUGCCAAUCCUCCGUGUGCACAAAAUGCGGUUUGUUACGCGCAAAAUCAUGCAGCCUCGUGUGUCUGUCCAGAUCAUUUACCAGAAGGAAACGCUAUAUCAUACUGCUAUCCAAAAACACCUGUUGGAGAAAAACCUAUUUGUGAAUUCGACUCCGAUUGUCCAAGUAAAUUGGCUUGUAUUGGCAAUCAAUGUGUAAAUCCUUGCGAAAAAAUAUCUCCAUGCGAUUCGACGGCUCAUUGUACCGUUAUCGAUACUAUACCCGUACGUACUAUGGCUUGUACUUGUCCUGAAGGAUGGGUUCCUAACAGUAAUGGAGAAUGUCAUCCUGUCCUUAUACCAAUACCACCAGGUUGCAGUAAAGACGACGACUGUCCCGACAACAACGCUUGUAUUAACAGAGUUUGUAGAACCCCGUGCGAUUGUGGUUCAAACGCUAUAUGUGAUGUUCGGAAUCACAAACCUAUUUGCUCCUGCAAAGAAGGUUUUGAAGGUAAUCCAAACAUUGCCUGCCGUACCAUCGGUUGUAGAAUCGAUUCCGAAUGCGAUUCGGGAACAGCUUGCAUUAAUGGUCAGUGUAUUAGCCCAUGCUUAGUGAAGAACCCGUGCGGUAUCAACGCCGAAUGUUAUGUAAAUAGAAAUCACCCUGAAUGUCGCUGUCUAAGUGGAUAUAGAGGAAAUGCAUAUGAUAGAUGUUUAGUUGUCGGAUGUUUGUCUAACAGCGACUGUCCUUCUGACAGACAAUGUAUUAAUGCUCAAUGUAUCAACCCGUGCAUAUUUGACAAUCCUUGCUCUCCUCGAGCUGAAUGUUUGGUUCAGAACCACUUGGCUCUUUGCAAAUGUCCCGAUGGUUUAAUAGGAAACCCUUACACAGAUUGCCGACCACAACCUCAACCAGAGUGUCGUGAAGAUGGAGACUGUCCAGCACAAUUGGCUUGCUUAAAUAGUAAAUGUCAAAAUCCAUGCACAGUAAUUCAUCCGUGUGAAAAUCCUGCCAAAUGUCACGUUGUUAAUAGCCUUCCCGUACGUACAAUGAAUUGCGUUUGUCCUCCAGGAUACAUCAGUAGCGGCAGUGGUACUUGUAAUCCAGUUACCGCAGUCGUGAAGGUUGGUGCCUGCAGGAGUGACAGCGAAUGUCCAUCCGAUAAAGCUUGUUUCAAUGCUAUAUGUCGCAAUCCAUGUAACUGCGGGCCUAAUGCGGAAUGUCGCAUUAAAGACCACAAACCCAUUUGUACUUGUCAACCUGGCUAUGAAGGAAAUCCGGAAAUUCAAUGCCAUAAAGUAGGAUGCCUUAGUGAUGAUGAAUGUUCUGGACAACACACCUGUAUCAACCGACAAUGCGUACCCGUUUGUCUACCUGAUAAUCAGCCGUGCGGAGAAAAAGCCAAAUGUAUCGGUAUUAAUCACCGAGCAAUUUGCGACUGUCCCCAAGGAUACAUUGGAAACCCACACGUGUCUUGCGUCUUAGUUGGCUGCAGAUCAGAUUCUGACUGUCCAGGAACCACAGCGUGUAUAAACAAUAAAUGCGACAAUCCAUGUGUAUCAGCAAACCCAUGCGAUAGGCCAGCAGAAUGUAAGACGUUCAACCAUAUUAUGGAAUGUGUAUGUCCACCCGGCACGGUCAGUGAUGGAAAAAUGGGUUGUUUGGAAAUCGAAGACAAAUGUAGGCAAGACAGCGACUGUCCGUCUGGACUCGCCUGCCUCAACGACAACUGUCAAAACCCAUGCUUGAUAACAGAACCUUGUGGAAUCAACGCCGAAUGUUCGGUAGUCGAUACUGAACCAGUAAGGACGAUGGUAUGUGAAUGUUUGCCUGGAUAUCAUGGAAAUGCCGCUGUAAGAUGUGAUAAAACACCACCAAUAACACCGAAAAUAUGUCACACUGAAAAGGGCUACGUACGAACGCCUACCGGUGAAUGUGUAUGUCCGCCCAAAACAGCUCUCAAUGACCACGACGACUGCGUUCCCUGCCCAAUCGAGAAAGGUCUAACAAUUGAUGAACGAGGUCGCUGCGUCUGCGCCCUAGAAAAAGGAUUGAUAAUUGACGAACGCGGAAACUGCGUGUGUCCCAUCGAAUAUGGUUACAGACUGGAUUCGCGCGGCAACUGCGUCCCAACAGCCGGACCCGAAUGUAAAACAGACGACGACUGCGCAGACAACAAAUACUGCAAUCUUAAUACGAAUACCUGCGACAACCCAUGCUUGAAGAAGAUCUGUGGAAUUAAUGCGGAAUGUACCGCUACGAAACAUAAAGGAAUUUGUCAAUGUAAACCGGGAUAUUCUGGAAUUCCCGAUAAAUAUUGCAAUAAUACAUCGCCAUACAGAACAGAUUUCCCAAGCCCCGAAAUGGUUGUCAGCUGUCUUUCAGACGGUGUCCAAGUCGAAAUACGCAUCAAUGUCCUAGAAGGUUUCAAUGGUGUGCUUUAUGUAAAAGGCCACAGCAAAGACGAACAGUGCAGAAGAGUGUUGACUUUACCACCUAGUUCCACAUUCAGACAAGAAUACUUCAAAGUCCAGUUUGGUAACUGCGGACUUAUUCACGUUAAUGGUAAAGCAAGUUUCGUCUUGGUAAUACAGAAACAUCCUAAGCUGGUAACUUACAAGGCACAGGCCUACCAUAUUCAAUGCGUCUACCAAACCGGAGAACAAAACGUAACUCUUGGUUUCAACGUUUCCAUGUUGACCACGGCUGGAACGAUAGCCAACACAGGUCCACCACCUACCUGUCUUAUGAAAAUCGUUACACCAACCGGCCAAGAGAUAAAUUCCGCCGAAAUUGGAGACAGUCUUAUACUACAAGUCGACGUCCAACCCGGAUCGAUUUAUGGAGGAUUUGCCAGAAGUUGCGUUGCGAAAACGAUGGAAGAUUCGGUGGAAAACGAAUAUUUGGUAACCGAUGAAAACGGUUGUGCCACGGAUCCUUCUAUAUUCGGCGAGUGGGAGUAUAAUCCUGACACUCAAAGCCUUCUGGCAACAUUUAAUGCUUUCAAGUUCCCGAGCAGUGACAAUAUACGAUUCCAAUGUAAUAUUCGAGUAUGCUUCGGAAAAUGUCAACCAGUCAAUUGUCACGGAUAUAACGCUUUUGGACGUAGGAAGAGAGCAAUUAGCCAAGAGAAUGAUACAGAUUCCGGUGACUUAUUGGCUGGACAACUAAGAGAAGAAAUCACAAUUCAAUCUAACGCCAUCCUAACUUUAGAAAGGCGAGAUGACCGUCAUGCAGAUACCUCACUAUCUCCGGACGCCCAACGCGCCGAAGACAUCUGCGUGUCGAUGAUCGGGUUCAUCAUCGCCCUCAUCAUCACUGCCCUGCUGGCGCUGGUGGCCGUCGCCGUGGCCGUUUCCUGCUGGCUGAUGGCCUACCGCCGCCGGCCCAAGACGACUGGCCCACUGCCCCAUCCGCCGGAGUUCCCCAACCCGUUGUUCACGACCCCGGAACCGAUGGUCGAGCCCAGUCCAGACUACCUCACGUAACCGGAACCCGGAAACUAGCUCCUAGGUUUAGUAAAUAUUGAUCCCGGAUCAAUCUCGAACCAACGAAUACUCGAACACGAAAUUUAUUUAUAUUUUUUUGUAUAUUUUCAGACGUCGUCCACCCAGUGCCGUUUUCACGCCUUUACCCCUGUAUCCGUCCUCAAAAGCUACUCACUCUCGUACUGCCAAAGGGGUAAUAGAUGUUGGAAACGUGCACAGGUGUCGCGUCGAAUGUAAUUUAGAAAAUGAGAAUACUUCCGGAAUGUUUACUGGCAUCCUACCAGAAACGUACGGCCAGUAGGCAAUCCGCCUAUCUUUUCCAGAGGCUAACUCUCGUAACUUCGACUUGAUCAAGGGAAUUUUCAAUAAUGGUGGUGGUUUUCUUCUAACUUCUUCAAUCCUAAUAAAAAAUAAUUCAAUUGUCUAAUUACCAGAAAGUCAUGUCGCCCUUGAAAACUCGUUUCCUAUUGUAUAUAAAUACGCUCGCUCGUAGCCUCUGGAAGACGUAGUACUUUAUAAGACUAUAGAUAUUUUAUGACCCCCUGUAUAAAGUGGAUGAAUGAUGAUGAAUGCGGAGUAUUAGUCUCCUUUUUUAUUUGGUGCUGACUGAAUUAUUUCUAUAAAAAACAGUCAUAGUCAAUUCCUCUUAUUAAUUUAAACUUAGAUUUAGCUGAGAAAAUAUUUCUACUAAAAAAAAUAUAAUUUGUACUAAACAAAUUCAAAGAUUGUAGCAUUAUGUACGUCAAUUGACAUAUCUAAAAUUGUUAAUUUAAUAUUACUAUUUGUAAUUCCGUCCAUAUUAAAUGUUAAUGAUGUUUGUGAUAAUUGCUUCUUUUAAUAAAAAUUUAUUUAAUAUUAA
This is a messenger RNA of Sitophilus oryzae (rice weevil), 17049 nucleotides long. RefSeq lists its product as uncharacterized. The annotation marks the transcript as partial. The transcript is spliced from 33 exons. NCBI's taxonomy places the organism in Eukaryota, Metazoa, Arthropoda, Insecta, Coleoptera, Curculionidae. Gene Ontology annotation, molecular function: calcium ion binding. The record is from RefSeq and is a predicted model, not a curated record.